This is a messenger RNA of Paramecium pentaurelia, 761 nucleotides long. The record is from the annotation of a GenBank genome assembly. NCBI's taxonomy places the organism in Eukaryota, Ciliophora, Oligohymenophorea, Peniculida, Parameciidae.
AUGUCAUAUUAAUUUGGGGGUAGUCAAUUGUAACAAUAAAAUGUACCUAAUGCCAAAUACAAAACUAUGCUAUGUCGUCAUUACUAAGGUAAAACUACAUAUUAAUAUAAAGCUACUAAAUAAUGUGCCAUUGGUAACAAAUGUUAAUUUGCUCAUGGAACUUAAGAAUAAAGAUAAAUUAAUGGUAUUCAAUAAUAUCUUAUUCUUUAUAAGAUCCCUUACCUGCUUCUGCAUUAUCAGCUAUGGCUACCGUUAUUGAAUAACCACAAAAUAAACCUCAACCUCCCAUAUUUUAAAGUAUAGCUUAAAUUAUUAAUAUUUUGUUCCUUGCAAAUACCAUGCCUAAAAUUAUUGUAAAAAUGGCUAAAAUUGUUAAUAUAUUCACGGUAUUUCUAAUCUUUAUUUUAGACUCCGAUACAAUUUAAUAGUAACCAAUACCAUUUACAUAAUAAUCAUAGUUGCCCUCACCUCCUCCUUAAGUGAAGCAAGAAGAUCCUAUGCAAUUAGUUUUUUAGCACAUUUCAUUUGAGAUGCAAUACAUAUUUCCAUAAGAUGUGAGAUUUACAAAUAAAAUAUAGGAUAUUAUAUAAAAAUUAAAGAUAGCCUAGGAAUAGGCAAGAGUUGGUAAUCUUAUCGCUGUUGCUGAGUGUAUAAAAAGUAUUAUUCAUGCUCCAGAACGUACUUAAGAAGAAAUACUUAAAUAUACAAAUCUCUAUAACUAGGCAGUCACAUAUUUUAAUUAGAUCUCAUAAGCAAAUUGA